UAAUAGUUCGGAAACACUUUCCGAAAAUACUAUGGGAAGAGGUUUUUCAAAGAAACAUUGAUGCCAGAAUUUAGGCACAAGUGAAACCAGUACUGAGGUUGUAUACAUCUACAUUGUCUGAUUGCUUAGAAUAAGAAAAACGGUGCAUUGGUACGAUUUAGUUCACCAGUCGAUAUUCUUUCGGGCAGAUUUCCAUCAUGGCGUCUAACGUUUACAGUAUCUUUUCCCUACACCAUGCAAGGGGCUCUAUAAUCGAGGGGAUAGGAGACGAAGUGCUUCUAGCGCUUGUUACAACACUUAUUCUUAUCGCGAUAGUAAGUUUGAUAUACAAUAGUCACUUUCGAAUGCUGAAUAUCCACCCGCUACAAGCGGAGCAAGUCCGGCUUGCGCGAGACUGGUUAGGUAUCGGGACCGGAGGGACAGAGCAAGACAAUAAUGAGAGGGACGAAAUACAGGCCCCCGAGCCACCAAGAGCUUUCUCUAAUGACAGGCAAUGCCCUGUAUGUAUAACAGACGCUAGAUUUCUCACAAUGACAAACUGUGGUCACGAAUUCUGCGCACCAUGUAUUAUUACAUACUGGAGGCAUGGCAGAUGGCUAGGAGCAGUACAGUGCCCUGUUUGUCGACAACAGGUCAACUUGCUUUUUGCUAAUUUUUCUUCUGAGGAGAGCUCUUCAGAUGAUUCCCACCAAUGGCGGGGGGAAAUCAAUGAGUACAAUAGAAGAUUCUCUGGCCUGCCAAGAUCGGUUAUGGAGCACCUUCGUGAUCUACCCACCCUCCUGCGGCAACUGUUCAGUGAGCUGUUCUCUGUAGGAGGCCUUGUGUGGGUCCUGCGUAUGCGUAUAAUCUUGUGCUUCUUUGCUGCAGCCCUGUAUUUCAUCUCUCCUCUUGAUAUCAUACCAGAAUCUGUGUUUGGUAUACUAGGAUUAUUGGACGAUGCCCUCAUUCUGCUGUUGUUGUUAGUAUAUGUCACAGAGGCCUAUAGGCAGUAUGUAGCUAACAUGGCUACAGGUAAUAGAUGACAGUGCUUAUUGAUGUCUGUAAUCGUUGAUGCCUGUGCUCAUUGAUGUCUGUGCUCGUUGAUGUCUGUACUCAUUGAUGUCUGUGCUCAUUUUAUUAGGAAUUGUGCUAUUAUGGUCAGUUAUCAAGAGUAUAGUGACAUAAAAGCCAAGUCAAUAACGUAUUUACCCGUAAAUUAAAGUUUCCAUGAAUAAAAGGGUUGAUUAUUUUGGUAAGGCCAAUGGUGAAGUAACUACUGCAUUGCAAUGUCCUUGUGCUUGUUGUUUAAAAGAAAAUUGUGUUCCCCAGUCCCAGUUGGACAUUGAGGAAUUAUGCAGUUACAGGGGUGGAAGUUUUUAAAUAUUGUAUACAAACCCCCUUUGGUCAUCAGACAACCAAACUUAAAAAAUGUCAUAAAAGUUUCAUUAGGUAUGAAGGGAAUUCAAGGAGAUAUCAUGUGAUGUGUAAUGCCAUCGCUUGUGUCACAAGUAGUGGUGUAGUAGAAAAAUUAUGGAACGAACCUAAGCAAAGUUUUGUCUUCAGCUCGGCUUCAGGCAGUGCCUAAAUCUAUUCAUUAUUUGUCACUCAAAACAGUGCUGUAGUGCUUAAAGGGGCCGGAACAAAUAUUGUUAUAAUUGUCGCUAAUAAUUCACUGUACUUUAUUGUAUGACAUGCUACUUUGUAUCAGAGAUACUAGGGGGUGUAUUUUGGCCUUUUAGAAAUAUUAUAUAUAUCUAUUAUAUAUUUUAAAAUAUUUUGCUUUGUGUAUCGUAACAUCAAACUUUGAGUCAUUUUUGAGUGAGCAAGGUACAUCCUCUACACAGUGGUAGGUCUCUAACAAUAGAAUUCAUAAUAAAAUAUACUAAAUGACAUUUAUUUUAAAA
Molecule: messenger RNA, 1883 nt
Organism: Nematostella vectensis (starlet sea anemone)
Lineage: Eukaryota; Metazoa; Cnidaria; Anthozoa; Actiniaria; Edwardsiidae
Product: E3 ubiquitin-protein ligase RNF170
Exons: 4
Coding region: 198-1022 (274 amino acids)
Molecular function (GO): metal ion binding; ubiquitin protein ligase activity
Source: RefSeq, a predicted model, not a curated record